AUGUCAUAUUUAGAACUCCAAAUAAGCAAUUCCAUGACAUUCACAUUUUCACACACAUUUAAUACUAUUUGUAAUUUAAUGGAAGAAACCUGGAAAUGGGCCGAACUAGCGAUGUUAGCGGACCCAACAACGCUUGCAAGAAUUUUAUUUAAGGAUUCUAACAUUCACGCAGAGCGAAGGGGUACAAACUUAAUAAAAGUCUGGCCAUGUAUAGUAAUUCCCCACAAUCACUUUCGAUUUAUCCCAACAGGUUCGUCACACCAAUGCUUUGAAUAUCCACCCGUAAGCUUUUCAACUCAUGGAUCGGAACAGUCAGCAUUCUUCAAUCCUCACACAAUGCAAAUAAUUCCAGAAGCAAAGAAAUUGAACUGUGGACAUGCACGGUCAAUAAUUGUUCAACUUGAUAACGACACGUUUGAACUAGACCAAGUAACUGCCAGACUCAGAAGAAUAGAAGCCCGCCCUCAAAGAAGCUUCAACCCAAGAUUUGAAGAACUCCCAAAACUUUCUAGUCACUCUUUUCACCAACUGGUAUUGAUAAACAUCACUGAUAUUAAUCAACAUACAUACAUGAGCAACCUGAUAAAGGUGAGUGAAAUUUCAUACCAAAUUACAAGCAAAGACCAAAAAAUAGUAACCAAAUUUUCCAAACCUUGGGAAACUGCUAGGGAUGAAAUUAGUCAACAAAUAUUUGGGGAUUGGACUAAAGAAUGGCGAAUUUUUAUAACUAUAAUAGCAUGUAUUUCACUCUUGGAUUGUGAAAUGGGAGGCUAG
Messenger RNA from Meloidogyne enterolobii, 774 nucleotides. The record is from the annotation of a GenBank genome assembly. Lineage: Eukaryota; Metazoa; Nematoda; Chromadorea; Rhabditida; Meloidogynidae.